GGAGUGAAGCGAGUCCGGAAGCCGAGAGCAAGAAUGAAAUGAACCUCGGAGAGCUGCUCACUGGAUUCUUCGAAUUCGGGGGCCAGUUUGACUUCAAGACCAAGGGCAUGUCUUUGGUGACUGGAAAAGCGUGUGCCAAACCUGACCAUUCCCCGUUGUACGUGGAGAAUCCCUUGGACCGGAGUUUGAACGUCACUAGGAACGUCAGCGGUGACGAGGUGGAUAGGUUUGUGCGCCAGUGUCGGGAAUCUGCGUGGAGUGUCGAGUCAAACCAUGCCAGUUUACCGGACCUGUUGCUGCCUGCUGGGAGCUCAAUGCGGUUUGAUCUCACAAGCGUCAGUACCACCUUGCCCAAGUUCCAAGUGAAGAAUUUGUUCUCGCUGGGAAAGGAACCCGGAAGCCCACCGGACCGGAAGCAAAAGAAAGACACGGGUUUCCGGAGAUCCAGUGUUGGAAAACGUGCCUUUACUAAAAGAUAGUGAAACGAUUUGUUGUAGGCAUUAAAGACUUGUUGAAGCUGAA
Messenger RNA from Notodromas monacha, 522 nucleotides. Lineage: Eukaryota; Metazoa; Arthropoda; Ostracoda; Podocopida; Cyprididae. The record is from the annotation of a GenBank genome assembly.